CUAUCUAUCUGUAUACUAAUUCACCUGGUUUAUAUCAUCUUGACAGGGUUGACACUUGGAUUGAUGUCUCUAGAUGAGACAAACUUAGCGAUCUUGGCUGUAGCUGGUUCAGAAAAACAAAGAGCUUGUGCGAGUCGUAUCCUACCAAUUCGAAAAAACAAACAUAUGCUUCUGACCGCCUUGGUCCUCACAAACACAGUAGUCAACGAAACCUUACCUGUCGUAUUAAACGGAAUUUUUGGAGAAGGUUAUAUUGCUGUCAUUGCUUCUACCCUCUUACUCGUCAUAUUCUCCGAGAUUAUUCCUCAAGCAAUCUGUACCAGACACGGUUUAGCUGUUGGUGCCCUGUUUGCCAUCCCUGUCCGCGCCCUGAUGAUGCUUUGGUAUAUUCUUGCCUGGCCUAUAUCCAAAUGUCUUGAUCUUAUGCUCGGCGAACAUGAAUCGCCAAUCUACAGGGUCCAAGGCAAGUAUAUAAAAUUGAAUGAGUUGAUUAGAAUGCACGACAGCAGUUUGGCAAAUGCAGGCAGCUUGAGCCAUCGCACUGCGACAAUAAUUCAGGGCACCUUGAGUCUGCAAACAAAAACAACAGGAGAUCUAGCGAUACCACUUGACAACGUCUUUAUGCUUAGUCACGACACAUUACUCAGCAAAGAUGUCAUGCUCAAGAUCUUUGAGUCUGGAUACAGUCGGAUUCCAGUCUAUGAAACCCAGGCAGCUUCUACAGGAGAUUCGGACAUAAAGGCACUGCAGAAUAACCUUGCCAUGAUCAAUCCAGAAGACGCAGUUUCUCUUUCUGACAUUACUCUUGAACCAGUUCUUCAUGUACCGACCUCUUACUCCGCAACCGAUCUCUUGGCUGCAUUGAGAAAAUCAUCUGGUACAGCAGAAACUUGGUCUUGUUACUAG
This is a messenger RNA of Phycomyces blakesleeanus NRRL 1555(-), 906 nucleotides long. RefSeq lists its product as hypothetical. NCBI's taxonomy places the organism in Eukaryota, Fungi, Mucoromycota, Mucoromycetes, Mucorales, Phycomycetaceae. The annotation marks the transcript as partial. The record is from RefSeq and is a predicted model, not a curated record. The transcript has 5 exons. Gene Ontology annotation, biological process: magnesium ion homeostasis. Gene Ontology annotation, cellular component: intracellular membrane-bounded organelle.